Messenger RNA from Rasamsonia emersonii CBS 393.64, 297 nucleotides. RefSeq lists its product as uncharacterized. The transcript has a single exon. The annotation marks the transcript as partial. The record is from RefSeq and is a predicted model, not a curated record. NCBI's taxonomy places the organism in Eukaryota, Fungi, Ascomycota, Eurotiomycetes, Eurotiales, Trichocomaceae.
UCUCUAAUUCCCCUCUUUGACCAUUCUGGACCUUUUCCUCGCCCCAAACCGCCUUAUUGCGCAGGGCUUUUGGGCAUUAUGUAUGCCCUCCUUGGUGUUAUCACUGAAUGGGUGUCACCUGCCUGCUGCAGGCCACCCUCCCCUAUUAUCCCUCCCCCUCUCGUUCUGCCUCCUCCAAGGCCUCCAGCCCCCAUUCAUCAUCCCUAUGAGCCCUAUCCACUGCCCGUACCUGGUCCCCCCGGGGGCAACCUAUGGCAGUAUCUGCUAGGAACUGCAGCAGGGCUCGUGAGGCUUUAG